Molecule: messenger RNA, 5321 nt
Organism: Drosophila melanogaster (fruit fly)
Lineage: Eukaryota; Metazoa; Arthropoda; Insecta; Diptera; Drosophilidae
Gene: Gbeta13F
Product: G protein beta subunit 13F
Exons: 4
Coding region: 1011-2033 (340 amino acids)
Biological process (GO): signal transduction
Source: RefSeq, marked reviewed
UGUUUCUAGGUGUUGGCUGCCAAUUGUAGAGUGCAAAUGAAAAGUUACAGAUUGGUGGCUUCGUUAACAAAAUUUUCAGUUAUUUGUGUAGUUGAAGACGGGAAUUUGUUUUGCGUAUAAAAAGUUAACACUGCGUUCGUGCUCCUUGCUCCAAUCGAAAGGGCCACUUGCGCCGCGGUGGUGGUGCAAAACUUGCAAUUUUGGUGUACAAAAAAAGCAAAAGGAAUAUAUCCCAUAUAUCCUACCCAUCUAUCGGAAGAACGGAAUUCGAAAUCCAGCACAUAAAAAGCAUAAAUCACAUCAAAAAAUUCGCAUUUUCUCUGGUCCUUAGCACCAGAUCGCUUUUUAUGCAUCCAAUUCGGUUUCCUCUUUUUUUUUAGUAUACCAUCCCAUCCGCGAGAUAACAUUCUGUAUUAAACAAAACGCCCAACAUCCUAAUUACAAAUCAGACGGGACGGAAAAUCGAAAAAACUAUAGGAACCUCUCUCUCCCCCCCCACUAACGUAGUUUAUGUGUAUUUAACAAGCGAAGAACUUUCUGCAGAGAGCAAACACAGGACGACGACUAUGAACUAAAGUCAGAAAUUAAUGGACAUCGUACCGAGAAUAUAAUCCGUGAAUAGUACUAUACGAUAAAACAGAAAAAGAAAAAAAGUCAACUAAAAAGCAAAAAACCAACUCUUGCAGAACACAGUUCAUGAUUUAUCCAUACUAGAAGUGCACAAAAUAAACGCCGUAUGCAAGCGUGAUCAUCCAAGGCUCAUUAUCCGACUAAGCUACUGGCCAGCUUAAAAAAAGUAAGCCACCAUCUAACAAGAGCGAAUCGAAUCGAAUCGACUUGGACGACCGACCGACCGACCGCACAAAGAAGGAUCUAUCUGGAAAGCCGGCUAGCCGAUUCCCGCAUCCGAUUCCGAAUACGAAUACGUAUCCGUAUCCGAAUCCGAAUUUGAAACCGAAUCCUCAACCAAAUCAUCCCAUAAGGACGCCGCUGUCUUCAACGAUCACAAGAUGAAUGAACUAGACAGUCUCAGGCAGGAAGCCGAGUCCCUAAAGAACGCCAUUCGGGAUGCCCGGAAGGCGGCCUGCGACACAUCACUGUUGCAAGCGGCCACCUCGCUGGAACCCAUCGGCCGCAUACAGAUGCGCACCCGUCGUACAUUACGCGGCCAUUUGGCGAAAAUCUACGCCAUGCAUUGGGGCAACGAUUCAAGGAAUCUCGUAUCAGCCUCACAGGACGGCAAACUGAUCGUUUGGGACUCGCAUACCACGAACAAAGUCCAUGCCAUUCCACUGCGAUCCUCGUGGGUGAUGACCUGUGCGUACGCCCCAUCCGGUAGCUAUGUGGCCUGCGGUGGCCUCGACAACAUGUGUUCAAUUUACAACCUAAAGACGCGCGAGGGCAACGUCCGGGUGUCCCGUGAGCUGCCCGGCCAUGGUGGCUAUCUAUCGUGCUGCCGCUUCCUGGACGACAAUCAGAUCGUGACCAGCUCCGGUGAUAUGUCGUGCGGAUUGUGGGAUAUCGAGACGGGACUGCAGGUAACCUCGUUUUUGGGCCACACCGGCGAUGUGAUGGCCCUCUCACUGGCGCCCCAAUGCAAAACGUUCGUAUCCGGCGCCUGCGAUGCGUCCGCCAAGCUAUGGGACAUCCGGGAGGGUGUCUGUAAACAAACCUUCCCCGGCCACGAAUCCGAUAUCAAUGCGGUCACAUUUUUCCCGAAUGGUCAGGCAUUCGCCACCGGUUCGGACGACGCAACCUGUCGAUUGUUCGAUAUCCGUGCCGAUCAGGAGUUGGCCAUGUAUUCGCACGACAACAUCAUAUGCGGCAUCACAUCGGUGGCAUUCUCGAAGAGCGGACGUCUGUUAUUAGCGGGCUACGAUGAUUUCAACUGCAAUGUAUGGGACACGAUGAAGGCAGAACGGUCUGGCAUACUCGCUGGCCACGACAACCGUGUAUCCUGUUUGGGUGUCACCGAGAACGGCAUGGCGGUGGCAACAGGAUCGUGGGACUCCUUCUUGCGUGUAUGGAACUAAAAAUAAAACAGAAACAGAAACAGCAGCAUAAGCAGAAACAGAAACAAAACAAAACAAAAAACAGAGAAAACCAAACAAACAAAGAACAACAAAAAAAGAGGAAAAAGAAAAAGAACUUGAAAAUGCAUUAAAGGGUGGGGUGGGGUGUCAGGUCAACGGUUGCGCAGUCUGCGGAUAGUGUUUCACCCAUCAUCUACAUUGUGAUCUAAUGUAUAUGAUUCGGUGUUACCGUCUCUGUGGUAAAUAUUAAAUGAGUGCCGGACGUUUUGAAUAUGUGGGCGCAGCUAGUUGACUAGAACGUAGACCACAACAACAAAGAACUUUAUAUACAACAUUAUUUAUAUUGCUAUAUACUUAUUAACUAAAAUUAUACAAAAAAACAAAAUAAAACCAAAAAAAAAAACAACAAAAAACCGAAAAAAAAAACCGCAGACAUACGCAGCAACAUACAAAUAGACAUACACACGCAUACAAGAAUAUUAUUAGUGUAAAUGGAAAAUUGAGAAAAGAAAAAAUGAAAAACCAAGAACAAGCGAUCAAGAAGAAACCAAAACGAUAAAGAAAUUGAUGGAGUAACGAUGGGCCCGCUGAUAGUCAGAAGAGUAAGAGUCAGUUGUUUAGUCAGAAUUCCGGUUACAGCUACAGUUUAAAGCGUACGUAAAUUAAACUUAGUUCAAAUCGCAUUUCAGCGGUGAGUGCGUGCAGCUGAGAGCACAAGGCUGCCAGCCCCUGGACUCCUGGCAUCCCGAUCCUGGUCCUGAUCCCGCAUCGGAACCCGCAUCCGUGUCCCAGGAGCCGCAGGAGUGGUGCUGGCCAGUCAGUCAGUUAAUCAGUGAGUCAGUCGUUUGCACUUUGUAAAAGAAAAUGAAGAUGGUAUCAUUGUAAUCAUGUAUGUCAACAAGUAAAUACAUAUUCUUUUGCGUAUAAUACAUAAAACUUCAGAAUGUGUGGAUGUGGAUGAUCCUGAUGCAAGGUGGGGAUGGUGGAGAAGUCAAAUAAAGUUAAAGCAUUUAAAAAAAAUAAAAUAAAAAAAGAAUCACGGCAAACCUAAACGUAAAGCAAAACAAAAGAAAACAAAAAUGAGAAAGAAAAGAAGAUGAAGAUGGAGGAAACCAAACAAGAAACAAAAACAAAAAUUGCGUAAUAAACUUUAUAAAUCAAGUAAUGAAAACAAAACAAAACAAAAAAAAAGUAAAGAAAACACUAUAACAAAUUUUUGUCUUAUUAUGUUUAAGUCCCUAAUUUAUAUACAAACAAAAAUAAGAAUGAUUUAAAUAACAUAUAUGUAAACUAUGCAUUAGUGAAAAAGUGGAAAACUAUUUAUAUAUAAUAUGAUGGCCAUAUAAGCUAUAACAAUAAAUUGAAAAACACCUUUAAAUCUUAUAAUACAUUUAUAAAUGUUUAACAAAAUCUUAACAAAUACAUUCAUAGAAUUGCGGCAGUAAGGGCAUUAAAGCAUUAAAGCAUCAUGGAAAUAAUUUGAGCAUUCACCUCAACUCAACUCACCUCACCUCACCUCACUAAUCUAACUCUAAUUGCAUACUGUUGAAUUUUGUUCAUUUUAUUCUUAUCCUAAAUUCCUAUGAGGUUUUACAUAUAUGGCUUAUAUAAGGUUUGAAAAUGCAGCAAACGAAACGAAACGAAGCGAAACGAUUGUAGAAUGCAAACAAAAACUAAAGCUUAUAUUGUGAAAAUACUGAUAUUGUCUUGCUGUCUUACGAAUAUACCGAAUCAUCAAGUUCUUAUCUAUUUUUAUUAUGUUCUUUUUAAUUAAUUUUAAGUGGUAAUAGGAAAUUCGCGGAUACCCAUCCCAAACCGAUACCAAUACCAAUACCGAUUCCAGCAUUCUGAAAUCAAAGAUCUGAAAUCUGAUCCUAGCAAUACCAAAAUUCAUUGAAAACUGUAAUAAACUGAUUGGUUUAUUGACCUUCUUGAAGUAUUCUUUAACGUUAUAGUAUCUUGGUCCGAUAGGUAAAUGGUAAAUUGUGAUUUAAAGUGAAUAGUUUUUCAAGCAACGAGAAUUAGCCUAAAUCUAAAUCUAAACCUAAACCGCAAACAAAAAACAAAUCCAAACCGAAUCCAGAAUCCAGAAAACCAAAAACCCAGACGAAUCAAAAAAUCGAAAUGAAAACAUUUCAAAUGGACAGAAUUAUUGUGUAUUUCUAACGACUUUCGAUGCUUGAUUGAUUAUAUUGAACCGAAUAUAUUCCUAUGUAUAUGUGUAACUACUAUUGGUAAGCUUACAACAGCUGCAGUUAUUUGGGCUCUGCUUUUUCGCCAUAGAUGGACUUACUUAAUUUUAGUACAUUCUGGACAUUCUGGACGGCCAUUUCAAAACUAAUGCUGUUUCAAAACUAUGAAUAAAUUAUGAAAAGAAACCUUUGUAACAUUUAAAUAAUAAAAUAUAAUACGAAUACGAUAAUCCUAUUGUUUAACUUAAACAAGGAGCAAUUAACGUGUUGAUCAACCGCUCUAUUUUGCGAUUAUUAAAAAUGCGCCAAAGUAAGUCCAUCUAAGGUUAAUAAUACAUAAUGCAUAAUACAAAAUACAUACAUAAUUGCAUAAUUACGAACGCACUUUACGAAUUGUCAGGAAUUUUGUACUCCAGCAGUAAGUUUAAUUAAACUAUUUUUCUAUCACAGCCCAAAACGGAACAAAGUAACGUGUUAUUUCUUUUUUAAUCAUUUUUUUUUUGUUAAGAGUACUUUGUUAUUAGAACGCGCAUCCCUCAAGUAUGUUAAUAUCAGAACCCUUCUCUAUGUAUGUGUGUUUCCGUGCAAAUUUAAUUACGUAUACGUUAUGUUUAUAUAUAUGUAUGUAUAUGCCACGCGAUCAUAUAUAUGCGCACAUAUAUGCGCGUAAUUUGAUUUGUAAUUUAAUUACUGUUUUAUUUGCCGACGACAAAUCGGCAAAUUCGAUGAAAUUAUUUAUUUGUAAUUAGUUAUUAACAAUAAUUGAGAAGAAAACAAAAAAUGGAAACAGAAAAUGCUGUCAAGAAAAAGAAAUUGAAAAUUUAAAUAAAAUAAAACAUGGUCAUGUAAUAAACAUACAUACAAACAUACAUAUUUAAAUGAAAAAACUGAAGAUUACUAACAUUAAUUUAUAAUUUGUGUCAUAGCCGUCAACUCAGCGUUAUAUCUAGAAUAAAUAAUAAAGAAAAUUGUGUUAAGCAAAUGCUACAUACAUAUAUCAUUUAAUGUACGUGUGCACAUAUGUACAUGCCGAAAACAUUAAUUAAGAGUUUGGUCUGUCAGGAUUAACGGGUUAAUAAAACUGGCAUGCUAAUAG